CUUUCAGCUUGGAAGAACUAUCGUAGAGAUAAGAAGUAUAUGUAUACACCUACUAAAUGAAGUAGAAUUUAUUGGGAUCAAAUCAAAAUGGCCGUGCCGUCGAGAGUCCGGUUAUCGUCCUUCGGAUUUUUCCCGGAAAAUUCCCAGGCGUUUUCCACAAAACUCAGCACCGUCUCAGAUGUCAGACUCUCCACACAUUUCGGUCUACUUUCGAAGCCCGAGGAAGCAAAAACCUUCCUAGUCUAUCCUGAUUUAGACAAACGACAUUCCACCCCAUACGAGAGAAACUACUGCAAUAUUAAAGUCGUUGAUACCAAAAAUAAUAUUUUACCAAUCUACGGUCACUGGGCAGGAAGAAAAUUCAAGAAACCCAUGCAGACUUUCUGUACUGGGAGUAGAUACGUGGGUGAAUGGAAUGCUCUUGGAUUUUGUGGAGAAGGGGUUUAUAGAUAUCCACAUGGUGCUAUCUACGAAGGCGAAUUCAGCCAAAAUGGACUAUUUCACGGAAUUGGCACACUAACUUAUCCCAAUGGACAAAAAAUUCAAGGAAUUUGGAAAAAUGGGGAACUGACAGAAGAUUCCACAUUUAUUUUUGCGUGUGGUGAAGUAUUAGAUGAGGACUUCAGGUAUUGCCAGAGACCAGACAGGAGAUUUCAUGUCGAAAUACAGAAGGAAUUGGGGCCAGCAGGUCAAGAAUAUCUGACGAACGAUCAACCUACCAAGAAAUUACCGCAGGGCUGCUAUGAUGUUGGGGAGGGACUGUAUGAUCCAAAAAUUGGUUGCAUAAUGUCUUUUCCAAAAAGUUAUGCAGGAAGUAAUACAUCAAUGAAAAAAUCUCAUAAAUUUGUUUCUCCUGUUACUUUCAACCUGGAUGACUAUAAAGAAAAACAGUUGAGAGAAAUUUCAAGCAAAAGCAAUGUUACAUCUGAAACUAUGAUGAUGUCUACGAGUUUGGGAUAUGAUGACGAUCAAUAUUAUGAAGUCAAUGGUAGACGAUUUCUUGAAAUCCCAACUGCCCCAAAGGUAGCUUGGAUAAAAGAAAACUGCCGCAAAGCUUGGGACGAAAACAUAGGAUACUGUCCAGAGUUGUACGAGAAGUGGAUGGCAGGACGCAGGUACGAAGUGUUCCUUCAAGACAAACAUGAAGUCUUCUAUCAAGACAGACACGACAGCCUGUUCGAGGGGGACCCCAAAUGGCUCACAAAUGGAGAAAAAAGACGCGCGGAAGAUUCACAAUCCGCAAAGUUUGUUAGAUUCGUUCAGAAGAACGCGAUAGUAUACGAUAAAUCGGAUAGGUCGGACAGGUCAGAAAGAUUGAAAAGCAUCAGAACCAGCCCAAUGAGACAUGACAACAGGCAGAAAUUUUAUGAGAGGGGGUAUCCAGAGAGAAGUAAAAAUCUUGGAAAUGGUUACUACAAAUAGAAGAAAGUUUAUUGUUUACAUGGUGAAUGGUAUUCAACAUAUCUUUAGUGGUCAUUAAAUUCAACUCACCCACAUCAAACCUAGUUACAUAAUU
Messenger RNA from Phaedon cochleariae (mustard beetle), 1516 nucleotides. The record is from the annotation of a GenBank genome assembly. Lineage: Eukaryota; Metazoa; Arthropoda; Insecta; Coleoptera; Chrysomelidae.